Acanthaster planci (crown-of-thorns starfish) is the source of this 3188-nucleotide messenger RNA. RefSeq lists its product as uncharacterized. The record is from RefSeq and is a predicted model, not a curated record. Lineage: Eukaryota; Metazoa; Echinodermata; Asteroidea; Valvatida; Acanthasteridae. Gene Ontology annotation, molecular function: zinc ion binding; protein binding.
UUUCCCUUUGCAGCCACUAACUCAGCGACAUUGAAUUUGCAAAAACACCUAUUGUUGACGCAACAGGUAAGCCAAAUUUGCCUGAUAAAAGGACUUGCAAGGCAAUUGUCAUUCAAAGUAAGGCUUAGAGCCAACGGUUCAGGAAGUUUUCACUGCUUGUGCUGACAAAAUGUAACCCAAAUUUUAAUCUGGAAACGAGGCGUUUCAUUUCUUUGCUGUGAUUAGAUUUCAAAACACCCUGCGCAUUUCUUCGUUCCCGCAAAAUUCACGGCCAUGGCGCAAAGAUCUCUGCUUGGAAUGACAAGAGAGGUUCUAGGAGAGCUAGUAACGUGCGGGAUAUGCUUUGAGAAGUAUGAUGAACGCACGAAGCAAGCUAAAGUUUUGCCAUGUUUCCACGGGUUCUGCGCAGAAUGCUUGGGCAAGCUUGUCCGGGGUAAUUCGCAGUUGCAGUGCCCGGUCUGUCGGCGUGAGGCUCCCGUCCCGGAAGGCAGUGUGCAGGGUCUACCCGACAACUUCAUCGCCAAGAAUCUGAAGGAAUUGGAACACAUCCUUGGCAGGGAUGAGACUACGGCCAGCAGCCUUCGCUGCGGCUCCUGUAGAGUAGGAGGGGGCUAUGCUGUCAGCUUCUGCUCGCACGAUGAAUGUGUCACUUUCCUGUGCCAGUCCUGCGACCAGGCGCACCACACGAUGCUCAAAUUCGACGGUCAUGUCGUAAACUCGUUACAAGAGUUGCAAGAGCGACCAGGGAUUCUACUGCUCCGGCCCAAACUUCACUGUCAGCAGCACAAACAUUCCUUGUCCGUGUUUUGCGCUGAGGAGAGAUGCCAGCAGCCCAUAUGCUUGGUUUGCGCCACAACAGCUCACACUGGUCAUAAUAUAAUCAGUCUGGAUCAGAAAGAAUCGGAGGCGAAGGAGGAGCUACAAAAUCUCACUCAGAUGGUACAAAAUCAGACCUCCACUGUGAAGGAGAUUCUCACGAAGAUUGACUCUGAGAUCAACAAUACACAAAACCGCAAAGUAGAGAUGUCCAGCGACAUCUCGAGGAUCUUUCGUAAUCUUCAGGAGCAGCUCCAGAGCAGGCAUGAUGAUGUAAUUGCAGAUCUUGAGAAGCAAAGCGAGGAACGGAUAGAGCAACUCCAUCAGCAAGCCGAAAACGCUGAACUGUUUGUGUCUCAACUCGAGACCGUAAGCUUGUUUGCAGAGAGAACCUGCGAAAUCGGAAACGCCGUUGAACUUCUUCAAACCCGGGAGCAAAUUAUCCCAAGGCUCCAUGAACUUAUCGAUCACGACAUCGACGCUUCUGUGGCAUUUCAGCCCGCUAGCAAGACAUUUCUUUCCCUGACAAGGGAUCACGACGAGACUUUAAAGGUAGUGGAGGGACUCUUGCCUGAACUGGGACAAUUCCACAAAGUGGUUGCUGAGGUAAAGCCUACAGUACCCGACGACCAGGUUUCCAGUGACAUUACGUGGAACGACGCUUUUGUCCGCUGUGAGCAUACAAUUGUCAUCAGGUUUGAAGGCUGUGAAAAUUGCCUCCCAUGUCUAAAAGACCUGCAGGCCUUGUACUCUGUCCUGGAUGACACCUCCUCCCCUGAGACUGAGGCGGAGAUUAAGAAAACUGAUGACCGGAAAACGUUCCGAAUUGUGUAUACUCCCCCGACAGCAGGGCAGAUCACCAUGGCAGUCCUUUUCAAUAGUAAACCUAUCCCCAACAGCCCCUUCACAAUUAACGUCAACCCCCUACAUCCAGGCUCCACAACACUGUCCACACCAGAUCUGGGUAGAUGCCCUCCAAAUACUGCGGUCCUUGAUAUGCCUUACACACUAACCAUCCUGACAUUUGACGGUUCAGGUGAACGGGUGACAACUGGUGGCUACGAGAUCACUGCCUUUAUAACAACUGCCAGUUCAGAGCAACCACACAGCGUUACUGAUAACCAAGACGGCAGCUACAAAGUGACUGUUAUACCCCGUUCAACUGAGAUGCAUUUCGUCCAGCGCAUUGGUAUAUGUGGCUAUCCAGUUAUUCAAGCACCGCUGAAGAUUUCAGUGCGUGAUAGUUUACCGUUUGAAGAUCCUCCCGGUGGCUACAAGAAACCAUCGGGAAUAGGUGUUGACAACAAAAGUGAAAGUGUGUUCGUAGUCGACACUAGACAAGACGGAAAAAUCUAUAUUUUCGACAGCGAGGACGGCAGUUACGUGUCCGAGCAUGAGUUGGAGAAAUACCUGCACAGGAAAUCCUCGCAGAUUGCGGUGGACCAUUCUGGGAAAUUAGUGCUGCUGGUAUCUGACCUGAAAACGGUGUUUUACAGCUAUAAGGGAUGCAUUACACACAAAUGGAAAUGCAUAUAUGACAACGAGAAACCAGCAAACCUGGCGCUCUCGAAAUUAGGCCACGUGAUCAUUGGUGACAGCAAGUCACAUGAGCUGUUCAUCUAUCAUUCACGGGGCGUGGUCCUACGUCGAAUUCAGCUUCCGAAGGGUUCGCUGGCCAUGGGUAUCAACAACGUCUGUGUUGACUGCAACCAGAGCAUUCUCGUUGCCACACACUCAAAGCCCAACCAGAUCCUGCGGUACACCGUGGGCGGACGGGAGACCGCAAGGCUAGUUUCGCCCGCCCAAACAGACCAGCUGGCCGUGGCGGCGACGCCAGAGGGGGCCCUGAUCGUGUCCGUUCUGCGGGGAAUUCUGGUCAUGGAGUUCGGAUCAAAAGAGGGAGACGUUGCAGUCGUCAAGGAGUUCCAAACGGACCACAUCUUCACGCAAUUGGCAGUGGUCACGGACGGCUGCUUUGUGGCCUUCGACCCAGGGGAGCAACACCUAGCAAAAUAUAAUUACCUGUACAUACCCGAGCGGGCUGAUGCCAAGAAACAACACGGAGAGAAAACUUCCAACUCAAAGCCGUAACAUCUGUUAAACAAAAACGUAAUGAAUCUAUCUUAAACCAAUUGAUAGAAAAAAAAAAGAAAUGCUUUUCGGGUACGUGAAUCUGUCCAACCGUCGGUAAUAAUGAGUAUAAACGGUCAAACGGUAGAAAAUAAAUGUACAUCAAUUUUUCAUGGGUCAUUCCAUGAGGUUGGGGCACAACUUGUGAGGUCACCGUGCACUUGUACAUUAUGCCUUGUGGGGUACUGGAACAAUGGAAGAUACCCCACAAGGCCAGUUUUGAUCCUUGUGGAAUACUAAAG